AUGAUUUUACAGCUGCAACGGUGUGAUGAGAUUAUUGUGACUGGAGCUGGUUCUGGUAGCAGCACACUGAGACUCUGUGGAUAUCUUCCACCAGUGCAUAUACAUACUAGAGUUCCAAGCUCAAAAUGGGAUGAAUUGGCAUGGUUAUGGAGUGGGGAAGUUCUGCAAUAUGUUCAUCAACUGAAGACAAUAAAUAACAAAGCUGUCAAAAAGAAAGAUGCAAAGUUUAUUCAUACCUCAACAGAAAAUCAGGCUGUAAAUGAUGUAUAUGCAGCACUUCUAAAGGGAGAACCGAUCACAAAACAUAUAAUAUUGAAUGCCAUGAAUGUUGGCAGUGAUGAUAGUUCAUCUGAAUAUCUUGACUGA
Messenger RNA from Schistocerca serialis cubense, 366 nucleotides. RefSeq lists its product as uncharacterized. The record is from RefSeq and is a predicted model, not a curated record. The transcript is spliced from 3 exons. NCBI's taxonomy places the organism in Eukaryota, Metazoa, Arthropoda, Insecta, Orthoptera, Acrididae. Bases 1 to 366 code for a protein of 121 amino acids.